AGUGUUCAGAUUCAGAUCAGACUUCGUGAGAUCAGAUCAGCUGAACUGCUGACCAAUCAGAUAACUUUUAGUGAUUUUUGUCAAAGGACAGGGACGUCAGCAAAGAUUCUUUGACGUCAGGCACGUAGUAUGUUGUAUCACACAUUUUAAUGAUGUUUUACCUAAUUAUAUCAUGUUAGUACUUCUAAUUAGGAAAAAUAACCUUUAAAAGUUCCGAAUUUUCUAUACGACCAUCUGGUAAAUACAUUAUCAAAUUUUAAACUGAAUUGCAUAAAAAUGGCUGAUGAUUAUUCCGAUUUUAUUAUCCAAGAGCCAGAAACGACGCUUAGGAUUCGACUUCUCGAAAGAUUUCAAAGUCAACCGUUUCUCAUGGCUGGUUGGAUGGGAACAUUUGGUGCACUUAUAUAUGGUGCUUAUCGAUUCAAAACCAAAGGUGCUACAAUAAAGCCAAGUGUGUUUGCUGUUCAACUUCGAGUAUUCGCACAAGGAGCAAUCGUAGGCAGUCUCACUUUGGGAAUGCUCUAUGAGACGUAUCGCAAACAAGUUGCAAAGAGAAAUGAGAAAACAAAGAAUUGAUUCAUCGGAAUUAUGUGUACACGAUAUUGUAAUUUUAUUUAAGAUAAUCGAGAUAACCUAUUUCAUUUAUUAUAUUUUCAAUUGAAUAUUUUAGCUAGUUUGUUCUUCUAGAUAAGUGAAAGGUUGAGAUUGUAUUCUUUGUCAGGAAAAAUGAAGAUGGUAUGCAUGUUUGUUUCUAAUGUUUGUUAGAUAUCGCACAGAUACAAUUAUUAUGUACAGCUACUUAUUUAUUUAGAAUUCAAUUUUCAAUUGUAUUAUGAUAAAAAUGUACUUCUGUGAUCCUGAAGAAUAUGAAUAUAAUAGAAAAUAAUGUUAAAAAUAGACAAAUUUUAUC
Messenger RNA from Belonocnema kinseyi, 910 nucleotides. Its product is annotated as HIG1 domain family member 1C-like. Bases 277 to 576 code for a protein of 99 amino acids. Gene Ontology annotation, biological process: mitochondrial respirasome assembly. The transcript has 3 exons. Gene Ontology annotation, cellular component: mitochondrion. NCBI's taxonomy places the organism in Eukaryota, Metazoa, Arthropoda, Insecta, Hymenoptera, Cynipidae. The record is from RefSeq and is a predicted model, not a curated record.